Molecule: messenger RNA, 2271 nt
Organism: Lycium barbarum (goji berry)
Lineage: Eukaryota; Viridiplantae; Streptophyta; Magnoliopsida; Solanales; Solanaceae
Product: microtubule-associated protein 70-5-like
Exons: 3
Coding region: 277-777 (166 amino acids)
Biological process (GO): cytoskeleton organization
Molecular function (GO): microtubule binding
Source: RefSeq, a predicted model, not a curated record
CACUUCUAUAGAGAAAAUUCAGUUGAUGAAGCUUUAAAUUUUUAUCUAUACAAUUCACAUGGAAUAUUUACCAUCCCAUUGACAAAUUAAAUACACCACUUAGUUUCUCAAAAUGUAAUUUCUUCCUUUGUUCAUUGUACAAUUAUUGUUGAAAUUAGGAAGCACUUACUAUAUAGUAGCGAAAAGGAAAGGAAAAGGUGACAUUUCCUCUCUAUACACUUCGUGACUACAAAAAACUUUUUCUGCUAAAAAAACUUUAACUUUUUAUUCAAGUGAAUGCAUGUUCAAAGACAACUUCAACUUCCAAAUACCAUUUUUCAACUUCAAUUUCACAAACUCUUUUUUCAAAUUUUAACCAAAUAUAUGUCCAAACUCCUAGCAGCGAUGCAAAGACUGAGAGUAAAAUUAACCAUAUCAGAUAGAACAGCCAAGGCAGAAGCACAACUCAAGGAUAAGCUAAAAUUGAGGCUCAAAACACUCGAACAAGGCUUGAAGCAAGCGUUCAACGUCUCUGUCAAACCUAAUGGAUCCCCAAAAUCUCAAAAGACUAAACACUAUCUUGGAAAUAACUUGGUAAAGAAGAGUUUAUGGACUUCUCGAAAUAAGAAUGUUGAGAGUGCUGGAAAGGAAAACGCAGAAAUGAAGGAGAAUUCUAUUGUGGAUAUAAACAGCAACGAAAUCACAGAGGCGCAUAAGAUCAAGAACCGAGGAGAUGAUCAGGAAGAAAAUAAGACUAAUGGAUGCAGCUUUAGACACGUAAUUUUUUACGCUCCCUGAGUUGUUUUACACGAUUUUUAACACUAAAUAUUUCUUUUUGCCUUAAUCUUAUUUUUUCGAAUUUUAUCUCAUUUUAGUGAUUUUGUUGUGCAAAUAAAAAAUAUAAAACAAAAAUAGAGUCGUAGUCAAGAUAAAGAGAAAAUUUAAAAAAAAAAAAAAAAAUCUUUUAACCGGAUUUAAAUGUAUAAGUUUUAUUUUUUUUCUUAGUCAAAAAUUAGGUGGCUAAAAUACUUAUAAGUGUAUUUAGAUUAAAAUAAAACAAAUAAUAAUAAUAAUAAAAAAAUGAGGACCAACAAAAAAGUUCCACCUCAUAAGAUUCUUUCCAACAAACUAAUUUCUCCCACUCCAUUUUACAAUACACGUUUCAUACACCUCACAUAUACACCAUCACACCUUGAGCAUAUUCCAUACGUAGGGCCCACUUGAAUUUUUCUUGCUCACUACUUCACAAUAUAUACAGACAAAAAGACAAAAUAGAAAACAAAUUUUUAAUUAGGUAGAACACGUGACCCAAGGGGAGGGAAUAUUAUUUUGGUGGUCCCCAUAAUUUAAUAAAUAUACACAACACAUCAGCAUGAUAAAAAGGAGGGGGAGUUAACUUUGAGUCCGGAACCAAAAUGCCCCAAAAAAAAAUAUUUUGAACCAAAAUACCCCAACAACAAAAAAAAGUUACCAAAGUACCCAUAUCGCAGUAUUUUACUGCGCUAUAGCACUAACGGAGACGGAGCCGUUAAGUGCUAUAGCGCAGUAUUUUACUGCGUUAUAGAAAAAAAAAUUGGUACUUCUAUAACGCAGUAAAAUACUGCGUUAUAGAAAUACCAAAAAAAAAAAAUCUAUAACACAGUAAAAUACUGCAUUAUAUAAAAAGUACAAAAAAAAAAUGGCCAACUUUAUUUUUAGCAACACUUAGUGUUAUUUUCCAUACUUGACCAAUAAUUAAUCGUGUGUCAAGACUCCGAAACGUCAAUAUUUUAUAUAGAACCUGAUAUUUUUUUUCUGCGUACAAUAAUGUAGGCUCAAUACAUCAAGGAUACGUAAACGUUCGGAUCGUCAUUUUAGGGGUUGAAAAGGUGCCCGAAGUUUUGUUUGAAAAAAAUUAGUGUUUUUUCCAUACUUUGACCAAUGAUUAGUCGUGUGUCAAGAUUACGAAACGUCAAUAUUUUAUAUAGAACCUGAUAUUUUUUUCUGCGUACAAUAAUGUAGGCCCAAUACAUCAAGGAUACGUAGACGUUCGGAUCGUCAUUUUAGGGGUUGAAAAGGUGCCAGAAGUAAGUUUUGUUUGAUAAAAUUUAGUGUUUGACUGUAAGGUUAUUUUAGUCAACUUUAUAUGUCGAGAAAAUUAGUCAGCUUUAUUUUCAAAAAUUGAAACCGUAGAAGUGAAAUUGACAUUCACAACUACAUUACCCCGGGAUUUUUACGUUGAAAUUUAUUGCGUAUCAUCAUCUUAUAAGUAAAUAAAACUAAAAAUUUCACGCCAAUUUGGGGGAAAAUCGA